GCCAUGGGCUGCUCCAGCAGCGCCCGCAGCCGCCCCCAAGAGCCGCCGCCGCUGCCGGCAUCAUCAGGUGCAAACACCCUGACUGCAGAUGACCAUGGAACUACAGCUGACCAAACACAGCUGGACCCAGCAGAGUAUGUGAGCCUUGCCUCUGAGACCAGCCCAGGCGAGCAGCUGCCAGGAGAGGAGGCUUCAGCCACGAUCCUGGAUGUGGAGGGGAACACAGAGUCGGUCAGUAAACGGGAGGAGCCAGAGGGCACUGAGCCCCUGCCCGCAGGAGAGGAGGAGAGCUCUGAGCUGCCCUCUGCGUGGCGAGAGGAGAGCAGGGGGCCUUCACCACCAGCACCAGAAGAUGCUGGGGCACCAUCUCCAGGAGCAGCAGAGGACAGUGGGCUGGUAGAGGACAGUGACAGCUCUGGAGGGGAAGUCAUCGAGAAAGUACAUAUUACUGAAGAGGACCACCUCACUGAGGGUGAGACGGGAGAACAGGUGGAAACUGAGCUGCUCAGUGAGACAGUAAGUAAAGGGCCUGAAACAAAAGAAGAAACAGGAGAAGCUGUGGAUAGUGCAGCAGCGACAGAGAUAGAGACAGCUAAUAACAAGGAAUAGAAGUUAUGUCUCAAUGAACAUCCUCUUCUUGUACCUGCUCUUCUGUUCACAUGAAUAUUUUAAAAUUUUAUUGAGUUGGGAAAAUAGAAAGGCUUUUAUGGAUUGAACCACAAGCUGCAGACACAUGAAAAGAAGGCAUCGGAAAAAGUUUUAUAUAAUACAGACUUUUUGAAGUCAAGCUGCCAAGACUUCAAGUGUUUGAAAUACCCAAACUUUUGUCUCCCUUGCCACAGAGUGCCUUCUAUACACACCAGAAUAAUUUUUCAACAGCAGUAUGAUGAUUCCUUUUUCAAUUAGGAGUUUUUCCCAGGUUCUGAUAACUGACUUCAAAUCGUUGAAACCUUCAACCAACAUUAUAUAGGAUAAAGAAUAGAGUGUAGCUUUUCUGUCUUUAAAUGGUUGUAGGCAGUUUCUCUGAAUGCCUGGAUUAUCAAUGUAGGCAGCUGCUGAAGUGUACUGCAUGCAGGGGACUGGCAGAGGAAAGUGCCCAUUUACCAAGCUCUAACUAAAUGCAGAAGUGAGUUUUCCAGAAAACAGAAGAUAACAGAGUGCAGUGUCCAGGACCCUGAAUGCUGCUCACUCCCCAUUUUUAAAUUCAAAUUUAUUGACGGGAUUGUAGUACAAUAUAUGUGAUGACUUCUGCAGGAGCAGGGAGAAGAGGCAUUUUUAACUGAGUAGGAUGUUUUAGUUGUAUAAAUUCUAGAAGAUAACUUCACAGCUGUUAAUAUUCAUGGUCAAUAAUACCUGUCUUUAGCUGUGUAGCUCUCCUCAUAUGCAUUUAUGGAUUCUAAAAUGGAUUUCCAAGAGAGAAGUUAUAAAUCUGUCUAUGAGACCAAUAUAAGCCUGUUCCCAAAGAAAAGGUUACCUACUAUAUAUUUAACUGUAAUGCUGUCCUCCUGGGGAAAUAUGCUAUCAGGGACUGUAUGGGUAAUUUUCCAAAAUGCUAAAUAAUAAUUUUGAAGAUGAAGCUGAAUGGCAGUAUUUUCAAACAAAUUUCCUGUGAAAACAGGCCCUGGAUAUGAUUUGUGCUUUGGGUGAGAUAAAGAGUAGAAAUUUGUUCUGAUGGCGAAUGUUAUAGCAUCACAAAAUCAAUUAGGUUGGAAAACACCUCUAAGUUACUUCAGUCCAAAUGUUGCUUGAAGACCACCUUGUCAACUAGACAUGGCAGUAAGUGCCACAGCCAGUCAUUUCUCAUCCAGGGAUGGUCAUGCCACCACCUCCCUGGGCAGUCCAUUCUAAUGUUUAACAACCCUUUCUGUGAAGAAAUUCCUCCUGAUGUUCAACCUGAACCUCUGCUGGCACAGCUUGAGGCUAUGUCCUGUGCAAAGGGACUCUAUGUAAUACAUUUCUGGGGACUAUGUUUACAAGAUUCUCUGGCAUAAGGAUGUAGGACAUGGGGAAAAGGUCAGUUACCUAAAAAUGGCAAGCACGAUAUUGUUCUUUUAUUGUACUAAAGGACUUAACAAAAAUCCUGUCAAAUUAUACAAGUCCCCUCUACGAGAUAAUUUCAUAUUGCAUGUACAUGUCUGAUUCCAGCUGACUCUGGUUUGCAUUAAAUAAUCUAAUUUAUAUCCUUGGCCUAUUAACCUUUUGUGUAAGCUGAUAGUUCUUGGCUGUAUCACUGAACCUAAGGUUUUCUGCUUAGCAGCAUUCUUAUGAACUUGUCAGCUUCAUUUAAUGUCAGCUUCCUGUAGGCAACACCCUAACCCAAACGCUUUUUCUUUUUGGAAAUUUUUGCUAGGUGGAUGUCACUUUUAAUUUUAAUUUUAAUUUUUAGUUUUUCUAGCCUUCUGUAACAGAGAAGCUAAAAUGAGCUGCUAGUUCUAUUAAAAAAAUCUACUGACAUUAAAGCGAGCAUCAAAAAUUCAAACAGAAGUACUCGAAGUUUUUAUCCACAUACCCAACCCAUUCCAGAAAAGAAUCCAUGAAAAACAACACCAUGAACUUUUGAGAGCUGAGGAUUUGAGGAAUAGGUACUGAGCAGAAUGAGAACCUCAAAGUGACAUAAAACUGGGCUGGGUCUACAGCCAUGUCCCAGGAUGCCCAAAGCACUUCCAUCUUCAGCUGCAUCUCAUGGCUGAUUUCCUCCUGUGAGCAGGGAAUUCAGUUCAGCCACCAGCACAUGUGCCAGCACAGCCCCACUCUGAAACACAGGAGAUUAAAUCGGCAGAGACAGGCUGACUACUGGCAAGAUCAUGAACUGCAGUCUGGCAAGCAUUAAGCUAUUUUUAAGUAUAAACCAACAAGAGCUCUGUGAGAGAGAUCAGUAGUAUUCAUAGCAACAGAGGAGACUGCACUUGGAAAUAAAAUGUGAAGAUACAAGGGAGUCAAAAUGACCUGCUCACCUCAGAG
This is a messenger RNA of Catharus ustulatus (Swainson's thrush), 2961 nucleotides long. It is a transcript of the gene ERICH5, whose product is annotated as glutamate rich 5. The record is from RefSeq and is a predicted model, not a curated record. Bases 4 to 609 code for a protein of 201 amino acids. Lineage: Eukaryota; Metazoa; Chordata; Aves; Passeriformes; Turdidae. The transcript has 4 exons.